AUGAGGUUGGAGGUGGCACUUAGAGAAUCUGAGGAGAAAGCAACAGCUUUGGAAUCAAGUAUUCUCCAAUUGCGUGAGGAGGCAAAGGAAGCUGAGAGGGUGAUCAUAUCUCUGAAUGGGAAGGCGACUGAGACUGUUGAGACUAUUGAUAGAGGUGUAAAUGGCAUACAUGAUGAAGGGAAGGGGUUGAAGUUGCAGUGGCCAGUGGUGGCAGCAGGGUCUACAGGAGCUGUUGUUGCGGCUGCUGCUGUACUCUAUGUGUGCUAUGGGAAACGGAGGUGA
Messenger RNA from Sphenostylis stenocarpa, 282 nucleotides. NCBI's taxonomy places the organism in Eukaryota, Viridiplantae, Streptophyta, Magnoliopsida, Fabales, Fabaceae. The record is from the annotation of a GenBank genome assembly.